GUGACGUCAUCUUCAGCAGCCCAAUGACAGCACAGAAAUUCAAAACUAUGAGCGGUAGGAAACGGAGGAAAUAUCUUAAAAUUUACUGUAGAUGCAUGCCUUGAGUACAAAAUAUUUGCAAAGUACAAAAUAUAUGCAAAGGAACACAGCUGUUUACAGGAUUUAUGUUUAAUUGAAAAUUCGUAAAAAUUAAUCCUGCACUGCAGUGAAGCGAAAACUAGUGUACUCCAUUAACUGCAAUGGCACCUCUCAAAUUUGUCAUUAAGUGUGGGAACUUUGCCGUGCUGGUGGAUCUCCACGUCCUGCCCCUGGGGAGCCAAGAGGACGCCAGCUGGUUUACUACAAGCGACAUCGAGGAAGUAACAGCUCUGAUUCGUGAUGCUGUGGACCAAAGAGUUAAGCAGUACACUGAAUCCUUAGAAAAAGGAAGACAGCCAAAACACAAAAAGGAGCUAGCACCUGCUUCAGCUUUUGUUGUGAAAGGGAAAAAUUUCAACCUAGUCGCCAAUUUUCUGAAGCGCCACUUCAACCUUCGAUGUAUUUUCAAGCAGCACCAGGGUGAAUUGCGUGUGUUUCCUGAGCGCUACGUUGUGUGUGUAAGCCGUCCAGAGGAUGCCGCAGUGCACUAUACAAAACCGAGCUCAACCACAACCGAGCUGAGCGAACAAAGCAGAUCGGAAUAUUUUUCCAGAGAGGGAGAAAUCCAAGAGUCUUUCAACUGCGCCACAAAAAUAAAGAAGACUGCGCUUCAAAAGAUAGCCCAAAAAUCUAAUGUCCAGCAAGAGCACCGGGAUCCCAAUGAGGGGGAGCAGCAAGUUGAGCAAAGAGCCUGCGUUGAAGACCAAAGCGGGACACGUGAUGCUCAGAACUCCUACACAAGCUCAACAGUGAGUGUCUGCAGUACUGGAAGUAUGGCCCCUCAGAAACCUGAGCAACAACCACCCUGCUCCAAUGCUGUGACUCAGAACCAAAGCCUGACCUAUCAGAGGAAAAAUGAUAAUUGUUCCCCAGACAACACGAAGAAGCCAAACUUGGCCUCAGCAGUUUUGUACCCACUUGAAAUCAGUCCAGGAACCAGGCGAAGCAAGAGAGGUAAACCCAGCGAUUCCGAAGACCCUCGCCCACCGAAGGCCAAGAGGACAGGCCUCAAAGGAUCUUCAGCCACAAUGCCAACUCGCGCCAGUGAGCGCUUGACGCAAACAUCCGAACACGAGCCUCGUCUGCCGCCGCCGCCGCCCCUUCCUCCAGACGAAACCAAGGCAGCGUCCAAGGCUUUCCCAGUCGCAGAGUACAAGGAAACCACAGCGCAAGUAGAGCUGCUUACUCCAGGGAAACGGAACCAAAGGCUCCCCCUCGCAAGCAAUAACACAGCACAGACGAACCAAAACAGGCCGGCCGCAAGUCGGAGGGGCCUAUCUGUCAAGCUUGCAUCCUCAGGCGCCUCGAUUAGUUCCAGAUUCACAGGCGGGGAGGAGGGAAGUGAAAAUGUGCCCAGAACCUCGAGAUUACGACGAGUGAAGAGGUCCUGAGGGGGACAGUGAAGCUACAGUAAAAAUGCCUGACGCCAUCCAUAUAGAAAGAAAAUUGUGUCAGGCUCCAUCACCCCCGCCCGCCCUUGCAAUUGUACACACACAUGGCCCUUUACUACAAUUACUAUUCUUUUCACACAAAACCACACAUGCAGCUCCAAUACAGCGCACAUAAUUGAUACAUGAGCGUUUUGAGUUAUGUUUUGUCAAAUACUUGAAACAGACUUCGCCUCCACCCAUAAGUAGUGGUGGUCAAGAGAGGCUUGCAAAUGAAAGUCAAAAACCCUUAAUUGGAGUUUAGACUCGGGUUUUGUGUUAAAGAUUGGGGAUUUCAGACAGGCAGGAGCCAUGCAGUAUGUCAUGGCUUUUAGGCUGAAAUACUGGCUCCCAUGUGUCUGUAAACUGUCCGCUUUCCCUGCUCAAGCUCUGCUGUGAUUGAUUGCUGUUUCCAGAUUUAUUUCAUCUGUUUGAUUUCUCUCUCUCUCUCUCGCUCUUUUUUUUAUUGUUAGAACGUUUUCAUUCAUACAUCAUUUCCAUUCAUACUCAUGUCUGCACUUACGAUUCCCAACAUGAAAUGCCACCAAUGUGGCCAGACCUUUCACUUGUACUGCGGCAUAAGACUUUAGUUUCAGUCAAUAGACACGAUUGAAAUGUGUGCUUUUAUUUGUUAGUACCAAGGCGUUUGACACUCUAGGAAGAAAUCAAGAUCCACAGUCUGUGCCAGCUGAGCAUCUGCCAAGAGCCACACGUUCCUUAAGAGUGCAGGGUAACGACUCCUAACUCAAUUGAAAACUUAUGAUGCUCUACUCGAUGACAUGUCACCCGAUAAUAUACUCUUUUAAUAAACCUUGGUUUUACUGGAUAGACA
This is a messenger RNA of Syngnathus acus (greater pipefish), 2397 nucleotides long. RefSeq names its product SLX4 interacting protein (gene slx4ip). The record is from RefSeq and is a predicted model, not a curated record. NCBI's taxonomy places the organism in Eukaryota, Metazoa, Chordata, Actinopteri, Syngnathiformes, Syngnathidae. The transcript has 7 exons. The coding region runs from base 240 to 1529 and encodes 429 amino acids.